Messenger RNA from Spodoptera frugiperda (fall armyworm), 6709 nucleotides. RefSeq names its product carboxy-terminal domain RNA polymerase II polypeptide A small phosphatase 1 (gene hzg). The transcript is spliced from 5 exons. Bases 150 to 1046 code for a protein of 298 amino acids. Gene Ontology annotation, molecular function: RNA polymerase II CTD heptapeptide repeat phosphatase activity. The record is from RefSeq and is a predicted model, not a curated record. Lineage: Eukaryota; Metazoa; Arthropoda; Insecta; Lepidoptera; Noctuidae.
UUUUUAUGUGUUGGCUGCAUUCAAAGUUGGUAUUUGCUAAGAGCCUGCCAUUUUGUAAGAUAGAAGGGAGAUAAAAAAUAGUUUUAUGGUGUUAAAAUUUUACAAAAACUCUGUUGCCGUUUGUCUUAGGGCUAAAAACAAAUGUUUAAAUGGACGCAUCGUCCAUUAUAACUCAGGUGUCACGGGAUGACGAGCAAUUAAACAAUUAUGGAUCCGACAGAGGAUCAUCCCCUGGCGGCCAACAUAAUGAGGGGGAUGUUACGCCGGUGUCGGGGUCAGCCCCAUUGGGUAGUAAGAAGUCGAGCGGUGGCGGUGGGUUCCUGCGGUCCCUGCUGUGCUGCUGGCGCGGCGGACGAGGCAAGGGUCCGCCCGGCAGUAAUGGCGCGAACAGCAUCGAUGGCCGGGCCUCGCCGCUCCCGCAGGAGCGGGGGCUGCUGGUCAUGGACCACACCGCCCCGCGACCGCUAUUACCCCCAGUGAAACACCAGGACAUGCAUAAAAAGUGUAUGGUCAUUGAUCUCGACGAGACAUUAGUUCACAGCUCAUUCAAGCCGAUAAACAACGCGGACUUCGUGGUCCCCGUGGAGAUCGAUGGCGCCGUGCACCAGGUGUACGUCCUGAAGCGGCCGCACGUCGACGAAUUCCUGCGGCGCUGUGGUGAGCUCUACGAGUGCGUUCUGUUCACCGCAUCGCUCGCUAAAUACGCCGAUCCUGUUGCUGAUCUAUUGGACAGAUGGGGCGUGUUCCGAGCGCGAUUGUUCCGCGACAGUUGCGUCUUCCACCGCGGCAACUACGUCAAAGACCUGAACAGUCUCGGACGCGACCUGCGGCGUGUGGUCAUCGUCGAUAACUCGCCCGCCUCCUAUAUAUUCCAUCCGGAUAAUGCUGUACCUGUCGCGUCAUGGUUCGACGACAUGACAGAUUCAGAACUUUUGGACUUGAUACCGUUUUUCGAGAAACUAGCUAAGGUGGACAGUGUGUACACAGUGUUGCGGAACUCGAACCACCCGUACAACCCGACGGCCAACAGCUCGCCCGGCACAUAGCGCGGCGCCGGCCUCGGCCCCGCCCCCGCCACGUUCCACACACUCAUCAACAAAGGAGCGAACUUCGUCUUAAGUGCCAAUUUUGCCUUCUGGAUAGUGAGGACAUUAUUUCUACCUAUUUUACAUUUUAGGUAUUUCUUAGUGCGUAAGUGGUCUGUAUGAUGGAUUUGUGAUGAUAAUAUUGUUUAUUUAACAUUUCCACUCUCUGGUGAGCUUGCAAACGAAGUGUUCGUAUAUAUUUGGACGUAAUUCUAUCGAUAUUUUUCGGGUUGACUAACGUAUGAUUAACGUGUAUUUAAAAAAUGCAAUCGUCACUCAUUGAAUUUCAUUUUCAUAAUUAUUCGACAACUUAUAUCGUGCUUGGGAUCAAAUACAGAUAAGUUAGGAUAUUUUUACCGUCGUUGUUGCAGUCUAUUAUGUAUCGCUCAUUUCUGGUGUUUACUCAGAAUCGAUGGAGUCGAUGGACGACGCGUCGCAUCUCUAUGAUUUGCCUUCGUCUUGGAUGUCUAAUUACUAAUUACUGUAUAUUGAUAGACUUGUAACAUAAUCACGGAUUCUAAAAAUGGACUGGGAUUUAAGCAGUAGUUUCCAGCACUAGUGAAAUGUGUAAAUAUUUUUAUAAGAGAGUAAAGAUGGUCGCCGCUUGAAUCAUGGUUAGAAUUAAUAUGAUUAAUGUACAUACAUUUAUAUUAUACAUAAACAAUUGAAUUGUAAGAGUAUCGCUCGUGGCAGAACAAUAGCACUUAAGGUGAUUUGCGUCGUACUGAUUCCGUGACUCGUGUUACAUACGAACUCUUAAUGCUGAUCUAUUUAUAAGGAUAUCGAUUUAUUCAAAUUUAUUUAUUCAACAAAAUAUUAUUUUAUAAAAUCUAAUUUACAAUUUGUAUCAUAUUUUUAAGCGAAAAUACUUAUUUAUAAGUCUUAUUAUAUUGAUUUGUGAAGUAAUAAUAAAAUGUGAAGAGACGCGUGUUGUUGAUUAUUAAGUGGUGAUGUAAUACGGGUCACUUUAAGGUUUGUGCACAUUAGACGGAUCGAGUAUUCCAUUAUCCCACAUUACAUGUAACAUAUUAUUAACUUUAGUGUGUACAUACCUUUGUUUUACGGUAAAACUCCCCCCUAAGUAGUUAUUGCAUCGAUGACAAUAAGAAGUCAAUCGCGACAGUGUCAUAUGAGUGUUUUUUUAAUUAUUAUUAUUAAUUAUGAGUAAAAUACGUUGUAUGCUACACACGGGUGAACGUAGGGACAGAUCAAAUUGGCAUCUAAAUAUAAUCAUUGUUUUUUGCUUCUGUAGAAGUACAUUACUGGCUUAAACCUGAUUGUUCUAAUACAUGAUUACAACAACGAUUAAUGUGUUAAGUAACCAAGUUUACUUGUGCCUAAAGCUGCUUGGUUACUCAGUUUUCAUAAGUGACCACGACAUACACCGCGGAGGGCCACUCGAACAGAACAUUAAAUGCUUAGUUUAAAAAUAUUUAAAAUAAAAAAUUCGUCAUCUCAGUAUUAACCUAGCUUUGUAGUAUUUGAUGCCAUUUUUACAAAAAAACAUAAAAUGAAUAUUAUAUCUUUAUGAAUUUUAACAAAAUAUUUUUUAUGAUGGCAAUAUUUUUGUAUGUUAAAUUAUUGGGUGUCAAGUAUUACCAACGUAACGUAGCGACUGCACACGCGAGGCGAAAGUGAUAUUAUGGAACGUGUUCUGACAAAGUUUAUUAUUAAAACGAAUGUUUUUGGAAUUUAAUGUUUUAUUUCAGUUCUAAAUUAGCGUUAAUGUAUCGUGAAAUUGGCUUGCUAGUGCAUUUAUUUUGCAUUGCCGCAGAAGUCCGGUGCAUGUGCGAAGCUCAAUUGAUCCGUCUACCCUAACGUAAUGAUAUAUCGCAUAUCCCAGCCUCAAGUGUGGUCGGACACUAAAGCUAAAAUAUUAAAACAAAAUUGUCUAACUGACUUACGUAAGAAUUGAUUAAAUUAGGUAAUACUAAAUGGUGCUUUCAGUAUUAGUUGAUUAAGCAGCUCGAAAUUAUUGACUGUUAAGUAAACUACGCACAUUCGGUUUGUACGAUUGCUAAACAAUACAAUAUUCAUACUGAGAAUAUCACAAUUGGCGGACAAAAGUAACUUAUAUUGAAUAUUUACUCGUUGGCUAGUAUGCCAUGUAUUUAUUUGUUUUAAUUGCUUAGCAAAACGGUUUUAUUGUUUAUUUUUUUGUAUUAUCCUUUGAUGUGGAACUAUUAUUGUUUUGUAGGAGCUUGUAAAUAAGAUUUUUAUUAACUUAACUGAUUGAAAUUGAUUUUUUUUUAAUGAUAUCAAAUAAAUGUAGAUGAUCACUUUCUCUAAAUAUACGCGUUAGUUUGUUAUUUAGUGACUACGGUGUAUGUAUAUACCUUAUACAUAUGUAGGUAUAUGUACGCUUAAUGCUAGUUGUAUCUUUGAUAUAAGCAUAUUCACACAGUGCGCUUUGAAUCCACGUCUAUACAGAGGCCAUAUAAGUUAGACAAUUAUAGUCCUCCGAAGCCAAUAGAUACUCCUUGUAGUAUUGUCCAAGAAACGGGUGCACAUUGUAGUGAAAUAGUUCAAAGUUUUAAUAGAUGAUACAUGGACAAUUAGAUAUUCAUAUAAUUGGGAUGAUGGCUAAAACUAGAAUUUAGUCGUAUCAGAUAAAAUAGAAAAUAUAAGACUUGGUAUUUUUUUUUUAAAUUACGAUUGAAAGACAUCACGCCUCACUACUGAGCAAUGACGUAGCGACGUAACUUAAUUCGCUUUAUCCAUGUUUGUUCUUUCGAUUAAAUAAAAAUGCAUGUCCAAUAUCCUUUCAUUAUCUGAUGGAUUAAAGGCACGUUUUUGUCAUCAUCUCUAUUUAUUUCGCAGUGCAAAUGUGGUGCUGUUUGUUGAAGCUAUGUCCCACGUGCCUGACUGAUGUAAUUCCUUUAAGGAAUCCUAUUAUAGUGCUUAUUAUACUAUUUUAGUAGGAAAAGUGUGUACUAUUUCAAAAUAUUCUCUUUCAUUAUUAUACUGGGUAAAUAAAAUCAUUUUGGGACAAUUAUAAUCUGAUAGACAGUGGUUAUUUAAAAGAUUUUUUCAAGUACUCUUAGUACGAGUUUGCUUUAUGUUUAAAGAAAUCUGAGAGAGCGCGAUCUGCGCUCUGAUUGCCCGGCUUGAAUAAACCAACCAAUCAGAGCGCUGAAUGCCGCCCUCGUUUCAAUAGCUUUAAAACGUUAAGCAAACUCGCACUAAGGAUGUUUAUCCGACUACGUACGAUUAUGAUAAGUAAAUGUGCGCCCGAUUUCAAGCCACGCGCAUAUAAAUGAAAAUAAGCUUUAAAUUGUAUGUUGAGUAAGUUUAAUUUCAAUUGAGCUAUAUUUUGUUUUCAUCAAUGUGUACGCGGCUCCAUACUGAACUUGGUUUACAGAUUACACGACCAUAGACCCAUGUAGACAGCAUUUAUUUGUAAGCCUUAACAUAGACUUAGCAUGUUAUAGUAAUAUAUACGUUGAUUUCUUUAGAAUAAGGAGUCUGUUGUUUUAAAUGACGCGUUUUCUUAUAAUGUAUUCUAGAUAGGACCUAUCUGUGACCAUCUUAUUUAAAACACUUAUUAUCAAUUUUUAUUAUCAUAUUUUUUUAAUUAUUAUCGUCCAACUAUGUUAUUUAGGAACAAUUAAUUAUUGUUAACGUUUAUUUAAAAAUGCAUGCAAUAAAAUUCGAUUGAUAUUUUGCUAAUAAUGUCGUAUUUUUUAAUAAUGGGUAUAAAAUAAUUAAAUAUAAUACUUUGUCUAACAUUAUAGCGAGUUGGUAUCGUUGUUGUAUCAUUAAUUUGGAUUUUUUUUAUGUAAUUUAUAAUAACAUUGAUGUUUAAGGUCUUAUGAAAAUGUAUUUGCAAUAACUUGUUUUAUUAUUUUCUUGUAAUAUUUCUGAUUGAGCUUAUUUGUUGAAGUGAUUGUUUGAGAUUGUUUCCGUCGGUGCUUUUUUGAGUAUUCGAAGUAAGUGGGGCUUGGUAUUUUGCAGUAUAUUGUUCAUAUUUAUUCACGUAUUUAGUUUUCUCCACUCUACUUUGUAUUAAGCCGAAGCCUAAUGUUUGUUGUGAUUCUCCCUUGAACUACAAGUAAAAACCAAGUGCCACUUAUACUUUAGUCAAAUUGUUUGCAGUCGUAAUGACUCGUCAGUAUUUAAUUCGUAUGCAAUUCGAGUCGCGUAAACUGCUUACUAAUACACCCACAAUGGAUAAUUACGUGUUCUUACACCCGAUUGUGAUCACGCGACAAGAAUAGCUGCGCAGAAUCUAUUCACUUGUUCCACUCUCAACUUUAAUUGCUUGUAAACAAAGUACAAAAUACAACAGCAAUGCUGGUUUUAACGUUACGAACAAAAUGUAUGAGUCAGUUAAUACGAUUCUUUAAAAUAAGGUUGUGCUUAUGCUGUACCACAUAUCUUUUGUAUUCGAGUCGAUCGGUCAUUAAUUCUUGCCUCUAGGAAGUUAAUUAUGUGAACACGAAUACUCUCGAAUUUUUAUACACUUCGGAUUAAACAAUAGCUACCCACCUGUCACUGCCUUAGAGGAUGAGAUUGCCCCAAAAUUAUAUUCUGUACCUAGAGCGGUAUGUACUAUACUAUAUAUUGCUAAUAGAUAUUUAUAUAAAAUUGCUGAAUAAAUUAUACGCUCUGCAAUAAUAGACUUCCUCGUGUUACACGUGUAAAUGAGAAUAGAAAUUUAUUUAUAUUUGUAUAUUGUUUUACUUUUUACGCGAGGUUUUGUAUUGAGCUUGUGGUUUUGAUAUGAAGUGUGAUAAAGGGAGGGAACUAAGGUUCCUUAUCAGUUUCUCUACGAAAUUCUUUGUCCCUUGAUCACAUCUCAUUAAACUCGGUCGAUCUCAUCACCGCCGCGCAACGCAAAUGUGUCACCCAGACACCUGAUGGAAAUCAAAUACUCAAAAAUUUAUUUAGUUGUAACUUUAUUUUUUGAUAAAAAAUAUAAUUAUUUAUGACAUUAAUGCCAUUUGUGUCCGCGACGGUGGAUAGAUUGAUCCCAUUUAUAUUGGGUUCAGUAUUUUGACACCACGUUGUACCGUGGAGCUAAUUUAUGUGAUACUUUUGUAAUGCCUCGCGUAAAUAUUACUUGCGUCAAUUUACCGCUCUUCCCCAUAAAUUGUAUACUACAUAUUUGAGAUUUUAUAUAAAAUAUCCCACAGUUUCAAUGUGCUUAACGGAUAUUACUUCCAGCUAAUAAAUUAAUCAGUGCAAUAAUACUUCCUUUUAAAAUAUACAUAAAAUGUAUUAUGGACUUGAAAGGUUUAUAAUUAAGAUUCAAUUUCACGUAACAAUGAAUUUUAACAAUAACUAGAAGUUUGCAUAUUGUAGAUAUAUUGUACAGCAUUACGAUUCGAUGGACUCUAUAGAAAUACAGGGCGUUGCAAUACUGAUGUGUUGUGUAUUUUUAUAAAGUUGCGUCCAAUAUCGGUUUUGUGAACAUUUUGUAUCAGACUAGGCACGUGAGAGGACUAUAAUUAUAUUUAUGUAAUAAUAGCCAUGAAAAUAAUAGGGGGAGACACGAGAGUAGCUAGGUAACAUUUACCUGAGACGAAAUUUAUAUAAUGGUGUACAUUUUUGAUAUGACGUUGUACAAAAGAGACAUUUGGUAUGUUAUUUUAUAGGAAUGAAAUAAAUAGCAUUAAUAAAUA